ACAUUUUCAAUGUUUAUAUAUUAAUAUAAAAUAAUAAUUUCAACGACAGGGAUAUCUGUUGAUCUUUUUUGUAAACUCGAAACUGCCGAUACAUUCAAGUAAUGAUGAUCUCGCCGUGUUUUGUGUUUCUAAGGAAAAUAAUUUAUUAAGAAAUAUAAUGAUUGUUUAAUUAAAUUACAUAUAUGUAUAUGUAAUCUUAAUAAUCAUUUUUUUUAAAUAAAACAAACAGAUAAGUACACUACGUUAUAAAAAUAAUAUUUCUUGGAAAGAACUUGCGUUGAUAUAAUUCUUAGAAAAAUGACGGCACCAGAGGCAAUGCAAGUUAGUUCAUUACCCUUACCACCUUUACAAUACAUCAAUUUAUAUACAGAUGAAAAUAUUCAUCGUGGAAGGGCACCUAAGCCUCCACCUCCAGCUCAUGAUAGUUAUUCUAUGUUCGGGAAUGUAUUUAAUGCCGACGAUAGUAUCAUCAGACCCUUGGAAGCUCAAGGAAUCAAAAGAUUAUAUCCUCAACACUUUGAUCGACGACGUGAAUUAAAAAAACUUAACCAUUCUUUGCUGGUUAACUUUUUAGAUUUAAUAGAUUUAUUGGUGCAAAGUCCUGACAGUCCAAGGCGUGCAGAAAAAGUAGAAGAUUUAAGUUUACUAUUCAUACAUAUUCAUCAUCUUUUAAAUGAGUUCAGACCACAUCAAGCAAGAGAAACUUUAAGAGUUAUGAUGGAAUUACAGCGUAGACAGCGCUUAGAAACAUCAUUAAGAUUUCAAAAGCAUCUCGAGAAAGUUCAACAGAUACUACAGCAUGCUUUACAAAUGCUUCCGGAUACUUCAGAAUUAGAUUCCAAGCUUGCAAUUAAUAUUGAUGCGAUGGAAUCUAUCGAUACCUUAGGCUCUGAGCAACAAAAUAUGGAUACAUGUAGUCAAAGUGAUCGUAUUAUGUGUAAGACGAUAGAUGAUAUGAUAGCGUCCAAUAAUUUAUUCUAGGAUAUAAAUGUAGUGUUAUUUUUUAAAAUAAUUGUAUUAUAUUAUUCAUAUAAAAUGCUACUUUAUACAUAGUUAUUAAAUAUUUCCUUUUAUAAAU
Molecule: messenger RNA, 1078 nt
Organism: Polistes canadensis
Lineage: Eukaryota; Metazoa; Arthropoda; Insecta; Hymenoptera; Vespidae
Gene: MED7
Product: mediator of RNA polymerase II transcription subunit 7
Exons: 4
Coding region: 298-981 (227 amino acids)
Biological process (GO): regulation of transcription by RNA polymerase II
Cellular component (GO): core mediator complex; mediator complex
Molecular function (GO): transcription coregulator activity
Source: RefSeq, a predicted model, not a curated record